Messenger RNA from Vigna angularis (adzuki bean), 1254 nucleotides. RefSeq names its product nuclear transcription factor Y subunit A-3-like. The transcript has 6 exons. Gene Ontology annotation, biological process: regulation of transcription by RNA polymerase II. The coding region runs from base 272 to 1036 and encodes 254 amino acids. Gene Ontology annotation, molecular function: DNA-binding transcription factor activity, RNA polymerase II-specific; RNA polymerase II cis-regulatory region sequence-specific DNA binding. The record is from RefSeq and is a predicted model, not a curated record. NCBI's taxonomy places the organism in Eukaryota, Viridiplantae, Streptophyta, Magnoliopsida, Fabales, Fabaceae. Gene Ontology annotation, cellular component: CCAAT-binding factor complex.
GAUGAGUGUAGUUGGUGUGUGUUAAUGCAACAGUCACUGUUUAUAAGACUCAGUAGAAGCCACUUUUAAGGGUCAAGAAUUUCUUAGCACCAAAGCCAAGAGACCAAAAAGACUAAAACAAUGAUGCACUCAUUCAAGUGUGAUGUGUGACUCAGAGUCUCUUCUUAGCUUACAAACUUUCAACCCACAAGACAUGCACACCUUCUGAUUCCUCUCCAAUUCAGCCAAUUUCCAAGUCUAGUGGAUUAUUGUUCCAAGAGGUCAGAAAACAAUGAAUUGUUCAUCAUGGGGGACUUCAGAAUCCAGAAGUUUGAGCUUAAAAGUGGAUUUUCUGCCACAACAAUGCCACAGGAGCAAAACGUUGAGCUUUCAAUUCCAAGAACAGGAUUCAUCUUCGAUUCAUUCGGGUCAAUCUUCUACUAGACUUGGUUCAGCACAAUCCGGUGAAAUGUCUGUUCAGCAUAGUUCUACUGGUUCAACACCUCAGCACAGGUCAUUUAUGCAGAAUCAUGAUUUCACCUUCCCUCCUCCACUACUGGAUCACAGCCAAACACUUGCUCACUAUGCUGAUCCAGGCUAUAGCAACCUUAUGGCUUCUUCAUAUGUUCCACAGUCUAUGCCAGUGGAAGCUACUCCUAUUAGAAUUCCUCUGCAACUGGACAUUAAAGAAGAACCCAUAUAUGUGAAUUCAAAGCAGUACCAUGCAAUUCUGAGAAGAAGACUGUACCGAGCAAAACUUGAAGUACAAAACAAACCCAUCAAGGAUCGAAAACCUUAUCUUCACGAGUCCCGCCAUCUACAUGCAGUGAAUAGAGCAAGAGGUGCUGGUGGACGCUUUCUCAACACUAAAAAGCUUCAACAAUCAACUCGUACUCUUGGAAAUACUGCAGAAUCUAACAUGCAUAAAAUAGAAAACUACAGAGAUGGUGAUAAUGCAACAUAUGCAUCUAACACUGCUGCAAGAAAUAUGCAGAAUUAUACAUCUGAUAAGGGUGGUGGCACCACUCAUCAGCAGCCUCUAUUUGUCUACAUGUGAAUGACUAAACCAGUCUGCUUGUGUUCCAUUGGGAAGUCAUCCUUGGCUCAUAUUCAUUACACUGUUGCUGUUUAUUAUUGUUUGUUUUGAUUUCUCUCGACACUGACAUGGACCUGUUAAAGUUGUUUUGAACUGAUUUGUCAAUAACAGUGUUUUUCUAUGCUGCAACAUGUCUUGUUGAAAUUCGUUUACGUGGCUUCUGAUGUUUGGUUUCUCCA